AUGGCCAUCGCCAAACCAGUCCAGGAUAUCACAACAUCAAAUAUCAAUGAAGAAGUAAAUGAAAUUCAUAAAUCCAAGAAGCAGAAACAUCGUAAAGACAAACCAUGGGAUACCGACGACAUCGACCACUGGAAGAUCGAACCGUUUGAAUUGGAGAAAGAUAAAAUCAAACCGUUCACCGAAGAAUCUAGUUUUGCGACCCUGUUUCCGAAAUACCGCGAAGUUUAUCUGAAAGAGAUCUGGAGCCACUUAACCAAGAUCCUCGAACAGCAUGGUGUAGCAUGUGUACUGAAUCUUGUGGAGGGGUCCAUGACCGUCAAAACUACCCGAAAAACCGUCGACCCAUACAUCAUCCUCAAAGCUCGAGAUUUGAUCAAACUCCUAGCAAGAAGUGUUCCAAUCACUCAGGCUGUUAAAAUUCUGGAUGACAAUGUAGCUUGUGAUGUGAUCAAGAUUGGCAACAUCAUCCGAAAUAAAGAAAGAUUUGUUAAGCGACGCCAGCGGAUCUUAGGCCCAUCGGGCAGCACACUCAAGGCAAUCGAACUUCUUACAGAUUGUUAUUUGUUGGUUCAAGGCACCACAGUCUCCGCAAUGGGACCUUAUAAAGGUUUGAAAAUGGUCCGAAGGAUCGUUAUCGAUUGCAUGAAAAACAUACAUCCGAUAUAUCAUAUCAAAGAACUGAUGAUUAAACGCGAGUUGGCCAAGAAUCCCAAACUAGCCGAAGAGAAUUGGGAUCGAUUUCUACCAAAUUUUACCAAGAGGAAGCGGGCUAAACAGGCCAAAGCGGCCAAGUUAUCUGAACAGCAGCCGGCCGUCGAACGACCGAUUCAAGAUACCUCCCAAGCUGCGGCUUUCCGAUCAGAGCAAGCUAAACAAAAGUCGAUGCAAGAAAAGAAGAAGAAAUACACCCCAUUCCCCCCACCUCAGAUGCCCAGAAAGAUCGACUUGGAGCUAGAAUCGGGCGAGUAUUUCAAGAAGAAAGCGCGGACAAAGGGUGACCGAACUGAUGAUGCUAAGAAGGCAGAGGGGCGAGAACUCGUUAGUAGCUUGAAGAAGCUGAACAAGGGUCAGGAUAAACCGCCGGUUGAGGAGUCGAGGGUCAACCCGAUCUUGACCGAAAAACUGAAAGAAAGAAAGAGGAAGUUUGUUUCUGAGGACAGUGCUCCUGCCGAGCCGUGA
Molecule: messenger RNA, 1179 nt
Organism: Puccinia triticina
Lineage: Eukaryota; Fungi; Basidiomycota; Pucciniomycetes; Pucciniales; Pucciniaceae
Exons: 7
Coding region: 1-1179 (392 amino acids)
Cellular component (GO): small-subunit processome; nucleolus
Molecular function (GO): RNA binding
Source: RefSeq, a predicted model, not a curated record